This is a messenger RNA of Diceros bicornis minor, 2183 nucleotides long. It is a transcript of the gene MAP2K3, whose product is annotated as mitogen-activated protein kinase kinase 3. NCBI's taxonomy places the organism in Eukaryota, Metazoa, Chordata, Mammalia, Perissodactyla, Rhinocerotidae. Gene Ontology annotation, biological process: protein phosphorylation; MAPK cascade. The transcript has 12 exons. Gene Ontology annotation, molecular function: MAP kinase kinase activity; ATP binding. The record is from RefSeq and is a predicted model, not a curated record. The coding region runs from base 111 to 1154 and encodes 347 amino acids.
CCUCUGCCCGCCGUGCCCGGGCCGUCUGCCCGCGGCCAUGAGCUCGCUCCGCCCGGGCCGAGCCCGCCGCCCUCUGGAGUAGCCCCCGCCGCCGCGGACCCGCCCGCACCAUGGAGUCGCCCGCCUCGAGCCAGCCCGCCGGCCUGCCCGCGGCCAAAGGAAAACCCAAGAGGAAGAGGGACCUGCGGAUAUCCUGCGUGUCCAGGCCGCCUCUGCCGAACCCCACACCCCCCCGGAACCUGGACUCCCGGACCUUCAUCACCAUUGGAGAUAGGAACUUUGAGGUGGAGGCGGAUGACCUGGUGACCAUCUCGGAACUGGGCCGCGGCGCCUACGGGGUGGUGGAGAAGGUGCGGCAUGCCCAGAGUGGCACCAUCAUGGCUGUUAAGCGGAUCCGGGCCACCGUGAACUCGCAGGAGCAGAAGCGUCUGCUCAUGGACUUGGACGUCAACAUGCGCACGGUCGACUGCUUCUACACCGUCACCUUCUACGGGGCCCUUUUCAGAGAGGGAGAUGUGUGGAUCUGCAUGGAGCUCAUGGACACGUCUCUGGACAAGUUCUACCGGAAGGUGCUGGACAAACACAUGACCAUCCCAGAGGACAUUCUGGGGGAGAUCGCUGUGUCCAUCGUGAGGGCGCUGGAGCAUCUGCACAGCAAGCUGUCCGUGAUCCACAGAGACGUGAAGCCGUCCAAUGUCCUCAUCAAUAAGGAGGGCCAUGUCAAAAUGUGCGACUUCGGGAUCAGCGGCUACUUGGUGGACUCUGUGGCCAAGACCAUGGACGCCGGCUGCAAGCCCUACAUGGCUCCCGAGAGGAUCAACCCGGAGCUGAACCAGAAGGGCUACAAUGUGAAGUCGGACGUCUGGAGCCUCGGCAUCACCAUGAUCGAGAUGGCCAUUCUACGGUUUCCCUACGAGUCAUGGGGGACCCCGUUCCAGCAGCUGAAGCAGGUCGUGGAGGAGCCAUCCCCCCAGCUCCCAGCUGACCGUUUCUCCCCCGAGUUUGUGGACUUCACUGCACAGUGCCUGAGGAAGAACCCUGCGGAGCGCAUGAGCUACCUGGAGCUGAUGGAGCACCCUUUCUUCACCUUGCACAAAACCAAGAAGACGGACAUUGCUGCCUUUGUGAAGGAGAUCCUGGGAGAGGACUCGUAGGGGCGGGGCCUUGGACCCCACUCUGGCCCCCCAGUGCCCCCCAGCCCCCUCUGGGGGAGCAGUGCUUGCUCACACCCAUAAGCUGCCGCCCUGGCCCGAGACGUUCCAGGAGGAAUCGAGGGGGUUGCUCCCACCUGGCUCGGCAACAGGCCAUUGGUCCCAAGUGCCAAAGAACCAGACCACUGGGGCCCCCAGCUGGGCCUGCGAGGGCCCCAUCAGUGCCUCUGCCCCUGCUGCUCCAAGGACCCCAAGUCUCUAGCCCCCAAGACCCUGGACUUGGAGGGGCUGGGAUGCCCCCCGCCAGACGCUGCUGCCCCUCACAGAGAAGGCAGCUGGUGCCGUGUGCAGGCCGCUGCUCCGGCCUAGGCCUGGAGGCCACCCAAGUUGUAUAUUUUUUUAUCUCUUGACUGAAUGGACUUUGCACACUUUGGCCCAGGGUGGCCAGACCUCUGUCCCAGCAUCGGUGGGGGACGCACAGGUGGAUGAGCCACGUGAAUCCUUCUGAGCCCCCACAAGGGAGAUGCCAGAGCUGCCCGAGGCCUCUACCCCAGCACUGGCACACAGGGCCUCCGGGGCACCGGGGCCGCCGGGCCGCCUGCCACCUCUAGGGCGUCGUUUCACUUUUUUUUUUAAUUUAUCCUCUUGAGUUUUUCUUCCGCUUUGUGGGUUUGGCUUGUGUUUCUUGCAUGGUUUGGAGCCCAUCACUUUUCUGCCACCUCCCCGGGAACCAGCAGGCCAAGACCUGCCCUGUCUGCUCAGGCGGUUGUCUAGGGGGAUGGACCCAAGGUCUCUGCUCAGAGAGGUGCUAGGGGAACCAUCCAGCUCAUUCUCCUUGGGGACUGGCUCGACGGGAGCUGUGGAUUUGCUUUUGGUGUUGUUUAAAAAAAAAGAAAAUAUAUUUUUUUGAAGAAAGGACUGCCCGUCCUGGGUCCUAUCCCUGGUGGCUUAGGGCAGUUACCUGAUGGCUGUUUUAAUUAAAAACAAAAAAACAAAAAAAAGAGGUGGCACAAAAGGUUGUGUGUAACUGUG